Copidosoma floridanum is the source of this 588-nucleotide messenger RNA. Its product is annotated as chymotrypsin-2. The record is from RefSeq and is a predicted model, not a curated record. Gene Ontology annotation, molecular function: serine-type endopeptidase activity. Lineage: Eukaryota; Metazoa; Arthropoda; Insecta; Hymenoptera; Encyrtidae. Gene Ontology annotation, biological process: proteolysis.
CGCGCCAUUAAGGAUGACAUUUCUGUUCUAAAGCUGCAGGAAAGUUUGGAACUCGAAUCGAAUCCGCUAUUGAGAAAAUUGGACUUGCCCCGAGAAAAGUAUACGUACGCUGGUCCCGCGAUGAUAUCUGGCCACGGGGCAGUCGGUAUCGGGUUUUAUUACUCCAGGGACGGGAUUUGGUUGAAUCCUCAAAAGACACACAAGUUGAAUUACGCUAACGUGACGGUCUUCGAAAGACAUAAAUGCACCACAAACCAUCAGCUAUUCGUCGAGGCGACGGAUCAAAUGAUUUGCGGACAAGUCAGUAAGCCAAACCCGAAAUCCACGACCAACGUAGGAACGUGUAAGGGUGACGAAGGUAGCUCAUUGGUUGUCAACGAUACGAUAAUCGGGGUGCUGAGCGUCCACGCGCGGGGUUGCAACGAAACAGGGUCACAUUCAAUAUACACCAGAGUAUCUCAUUACUUGGGUUUCAUAGAUUAUGCCAAGAAGGACAUUGUUACGGACGCCAUGCACGUGUAUCAUCUCAGUCGAUCGGUAAGGCUUGCCUACAGUGACAUCACCCGCUUCCAACUUCUGCCAAUGUAA